Molecule: messenger RNA, 561 nt
Organism: Chondrus crispus (carragheen)
Lineage: Eukaryota; Rhodophyta; Florideophyceae; Gigartinales; Gigartinaceae
Exons: 1
Coding region: 1-561 (186 amino acids)
Source: RefSeq, a predicted model, not a curated record
AUGCUGCUUAUGUACCUCGACUUGAUUGCCUCCGGAAUGAAUGAAGAUUUAGCCAAGGGGUUUUACGAAGAAGUCCGAUGUUUGAGUAGGGCAAACAUCAAUCCCGCCCCGCAACAAAAUAUUUGGGAGGUCUGCUUCUCGUACGACUACUCUGAAAUGGUUGGCGACCUUCUCAGUCAGUAUAUUAACAAAGACUUUAAUCUUCUGCAAUCAUCCCUUGACACUUCCGAGCGGACUGGAGUCAAUUCUACGACGAGAUUCUUUUCUGCAAGCUCUGCCGCUGGUCGCAGACCAACCUACUUCAUGUCUAUGUUUGGGGACGGGAGAAACUUCAGGAUGUACUCAUCCAGGGAAGAGCAACUCAUGGAAAAGUCUUGCUGUGAAACCUGCGCGUCCACCAGGUACUUUGUAAACGUUCAGAAGAAUGAGUGCCUGAAGAAUCCAUUCGGGAAGCAUUGUUGUCACGUAGCCUGCAAGUCUUUGGGGCGAUUGAAGGUCGGAGUGUCGUCCUCAAUUGCUUACUGUUGCCCCAGAUGUCGACCUCAAGCCUGCAAGGCCUAA